AUGGCUCAGCCGCUCAUGAGCCUGGCAAAGCUGCUCCUGUCCCUGAGAAUGAAGUUGCGCGUCAGAUUCAUCAGUGCAAGGGGCACGGCCCAGAACGGUAUACACCCCAGCGCUGACUGCAUCACCAUUGCUGAUCCACAAGACGGCCAGGGGGGAUUCCAGCGCCAGCUGCCAGCAGUCACUGCAGCAACCAUGCCGCUUUCUUGUCCCAUUCACAGCGAGGCUGCCUUUGGCCCAAUCGUUGCAGCGACCCCAGCGUGUUACGACGGCUUUGACUUCACCCUGCUUACCUUCAUCCUCAUCAACUCUGCGAAGCUCAUUGUAAUCUGUGCGUCGGCCCCGAGGACCCCUUUCUCCAUAUCCGUCGCAGCUCUCGGCUUGUUCGUGGCAAUAUGCAUGUUAUUCUUGACACAUCUGGAGCAUUAUCGAAGUUCGAGACCAGCCUCACUUCUCUCUCUGUACCUCGGCCUGUCAUUGCUCUUUGAUAUAGUCCGCACCCGAACGCUAUGGAUCGUCGAACGCAACCGGACAUUUGCCAUCACCUUCUCUAUCGGUGUUGGCAUACAUCUGGUUCUCUUCCUGGCUAUCAACAUCUGCUCGAAUGCUGCCACCACUGACCAAAGGCUUCCACAUGAGACGAGAGCCAAUGUGUAUACCAGAGGGCUGUUUUGGUGGCUGAAUCCGCUCUUCUGGCUAGGAUCCAAAACCGUCCUCGACGUUCCGCAUCUUCCAGCCAUCGACAGCGGCUUGCGGUCCCAGGACUUCUUCGAUGAAGUCUGGUCAAGAUGGAUAGCCUUACCUCAACGUACGCCUGGCACACUUCUCAAGCUUCUUUUCAGAUCCCACAGGAAUCUUGUCAUCGAGGGCGUGCUGCCCCGUUUGGCACUAUCUGGCUUCACCUUUGCACAGCCGUUCCUACUUACUAGAGUUGUCUCAUACGCUACCACUACUCCCGAUGCUCGACUGGAAAAGCAACUCGCAUACGGCCUUAUAGGUGCUACUGCCUUUAUCUACGUCGGUCUAGCCAUUUCAAACGCCAACGCCCAGCACAAGACAUACCGUGUCAUCACCAAGCUGCGAGGUACCUUGGUCUCUCUCAUCUACGCCAAGACCCUGACUAUAUCUCUCCCAACCGCCCAGAACGGUUCUGCUAUCACUCUGAUGAGCGCGGAUGUUAAUAGGACUGCUACUGGACUGCGUUUCAUGCAUGAAUGCUGGGCCAGCUGUAUCGACAUUGGUCUUGGCACCUACCUCUUGCAGCGACAGCUUGGGCCAGCGGCUGCGGCACCUGGUGUCCUCUUCCUGCUUUGCAGCGCUUUUGGUUUGCGAGUUGCCGCAAGCAUGGGGGAGCGGCAACGCUUCUGGCUUGAGGCGAUUGAGAAGCGCAUCAAAGCAACCUCGGACACACUUGCCGCAAUCAAAGAAGUCAGGAUGGGUGGACUGCAACUUGUUAUGGAGAACAAGCUCCGAGAACUUCGGAAGGAAGAGAUCAAAGCGUCUCGAAAGUUCAAGAACGCCUUGGCCCUCAUUGUCUGUCUGUCGUACACCACUGCAGCCAUGGGACCUGUCUUUUCUUUUGGUAUAUUCUCAUUCUUGGCCAAGAGGAACGACUCCACGCCCGUCACAAGUGAGAUUGGAUUUACCGCACUCUCUAUAUUUUCGCUGCUGCGCACUCCCAUGGCUAUGAUCUUGGACGCUAUUUCCGGUCUUGUCGCAGCGAUUGGUGCUAUUCAGCGGAUAGGAGAGUACCUGUCUGCUGAUACUCAUCGCCGAACUUUAUCUGUGGUAUCCUCAGCAAGGCUCUUGUCUAUCAAUACAAAGGAAGCCUGGUCGCCUGUGUCCAACAACAAGAACGAUAUCCGGGUACCGGAAUGCGAGAGCAAAGAUGUAAUCACUGCCGCUCACUUCUCCGCCGGGUGGAACGAGGAACAAGGCUUCGUCAUCCGCGACGCCACAUUUUCUAUUAUGCCAGGUUCAUUGACGUUCAUCGUCGGGCCUGUUGGCUGUGGCAAGUCGACGCUACUUCAUGCAAUGCUCGACGAAACGACUCACAACAAAGGACAUCUCCAAACGAGUCUCAACAGCGCUGCAUUUGCUAGCCAGGCUCCGUGGCUGAUCAACGAUACUAUCCAAAACAAUAUCGUAGCCACGAGCAUACUUGACCAGCGCUGGUAUGGCGCAGUCCUCGACGCAUGUGCUCUCCGUGAAGAGGUUGCUCGUCUGCCCAAUGGAGAUUAUGAGCUUGUAGAUGACGGCGGCUCAAACCUCAGCGGUGGACAGCAAGCCCGUAUCGGUCUCGCUCGAGCUCAUAUGUUCCAGGCCGUCAAGAAGGAGGCUAAGCACAAUGACUUCAAAUCCGUUAGUCUCAAUGUUCCGAUAGAUACCCAAACAGCCUCGAAGAUUGAGAGACAGGAUCGUCUCACUGGGGACUUCACCAUCUACAGAUACUACGGCCGAAAAGUAGGCAUAAUCAACCUGACCAUGUUCUUUCUCUCCGGAGCUGUGUUUGUGUUUGCUCUCAUCUUCCCGCAAUACGUCGUCAGCUGGUGGGCAGCUUACAACGUAAAAUAUCCACAUGGCAGACUGGGUCUAUAUCUUGGGACUUACUUCGGUCUUUCCUGGAUCGCUAUCGCCGGCUUGGCGGCAGGAUGUUUGAUACUCAUCAUCAAGAUGAUGCCGCGUGCUUCUCAAGACCUUCAACUGAUCGACAUGGAACUACCUCUGGCUCUCUUCAAUACUUCUAUCGAAUUGCUGGCGACGUUCGCCAAUCUCAUCGUUAUUGCUGUUUCAUCUGGAUACAUUGCUGCCACAAUGCCGGCAGUAUUGAUCAUAUUCUUCCUCUUGCAGAAAUUCUAUCUCCGUACAGCACGUCAGCUUCGUCUUCUAGACAUUGAAGCGAAAGGCCCACUCUUUUCACACUUCUUGGAGACACUUUCUGGACUGGCCGCUAUUCGAGCGUACAAUGCUCAACACGACUACAAACAUCGGUUCUUGAAGAGACUCGACUACUCGCAAAAGCCGUUCUAUCUUCUGUUCUGUAUCCAACGCUGGCUCAACCUCGUACUCGACUUCAUCGUUGCAGGAAUUGCCAUCGUGUUUAUAUCCAUUGCUGUCGAGACCAAAGGAAGCAUUGCUCCAGGUCUCAUCGGCACAGCACUCGUCAGCAUCAUCAACUUUGGCGUCAGCACCAAGUCUCUCCUAGAAAAUUGGACGAAUCUCGAAAUGUGCAUUGGCGCAGUAUCCCGCGUUCGAUCCUUCGCUCUCACAACACCGUCCGAACACAAACCGACCGAAAUCUUUGAACUCCCACCCAACUGGCCGUCGCAAGGCCACAUCACCUUCUCCAAUUUUACCGCAGCCUGGAAAGACCGCGAAAAUAUCUCCGACCUCUCCCUUGAAGUCGCACCCACAUCUAAGACAGCCUUCAUCGGCACUUCGGGUUCGGGGAAAUCCACCAUUCUCUCGUCGCUACUCAACCUUGUGCCUAAUACCAGCGGUACUAUAUGCAUAGACGGUGUCUCGCUGUCUAUGAUUCCCCGCCAAACUCUGCGCGAGCAUUUCCUGACAUUACCCCAAGCGCCCUUUCUACUGCCUCAUUGCACAAUCAGGCAGAACCUAAAUCCUUUCGACCUCACGAUGUCCGAUAAGCAUGUCUUGAGCAUCCUGUCUAAACUCAAUAUGGCAACCCUGAUAUCCAAUCUGCCCAGUGGUCUCGAUACGAGUACCUCUGCAGCGACAUUUUCGAUCGGGCAAAAACAGCUGCUAUGUCUUGCGCGCAUGAUCCUUCGUCAUCAGCAUGGUGGACCUGGCCGGAAGGUUCUGCUUUUGGACGAGGCGACGGCAAGUUUAGAUCUCGAGACGGAUAAGGUGGUGCAGAGAGUAUUGAGGGAAGAGGUCUUCGGACAUGGAAUGACGGUUCUUGCGGUUGCACAUCGCAUGGAAGGUGUUAGAGAUUUCGAGUGCUUUGUUGAGGUUGGAGAGGGAAGGGUAAGGGAUGUCAGGGGGAGUAUAGAGAGGGAGUGUAUGGAGAGGGGGAGUGGGAUGGGGUGA
This is a messenger RNA of Parastagonospora nodorum SN15, 4050 nucleotides long. RefSeq lists its product as hypothetical. Gene Ontology annotation, cellular component: membrane. Gene Ontology annotation, molecular function: ATP hydrolysis activity; ABC-type transporter activity; ATP binding. The transcript is spliced from 5 exons. The coding region runs from base 1 to 4050 and encodes 1349 amino acids. Gene Ontology annotation, biological process: transmembrane transport. Lineage: Eukaryota; Fungi; Ascomycota; Dothideomycetes; Pleosporales; Phaeosphaeriaceae. The record is from RefSeq and is a predicted model, not a curated record.